GUGAAACGAGAUCAUCGUCUCGUCAAUCGCACGGCCCUUUUUCGUGCUUUACCCCACAACGAACGCACGGCGCCUCUGUGCUUCCUUCCUUCCGUCCCUCUCCUUCUUCCUCGCCCUCCAUCCAUCCAUCCACAGCCUCCCGUCUCCAUGGGUCUCCUGUCCAACAGGGUCGGGAAGGAGACCCUGAAGGCGGGGGAUCACAUCUACUCGUGGAGGGCCGCCUGGGUCUACGCGCAUCAUGGAAUAUACGUGGGCGAUGAUAAGGUGAUCCAUUUUACCAGAGGAAGGGACCAAGAGGUCGGAACUGGAACAGUCAUUGAUUAUCUUCUUGUGAGUUCUGGCCCUGCUAGGAGCACCACACCAUGCUCGGUAUGCAGCAGCAACGAAGCCACCGCCGCCACAGAGACAAAUGGUGUGACGUCCUCCUGUCUCAGCUGUUUCCUCUCAGGGGGUGCCCUCUACCGUUUCGAGUAUGCUGUCAACCCGGCCCUUUUCCUUGCCAAGGCGCGAGGAGGGACUUGCACGCUUGCUGCCACUGAUCCCGAUGAGGUGGUUGUCCGCCGUGCCAACUACUUGUUGAGCAAUGGUUUCAGAUGCUACAGCCUGUUCAAGAAUAACUGCGAGGAUUUCGCGAUAUACUGCAAGACUGGUCUGCUUGUGGCUGAGCAAGGUAGCGUCGGGCUUGGCCAGAGUGGGCAGGCUGUCUCCAUCAUUGGCGGGCCUCUUGCUGCUGUGGUUUCAACCCCUUUCCGCCUAGUAACCACGAACAUCUACGGAAUGGUGGUGAUGGCUGUCGGGGUAUACUGUGUCAGCAGGUAUGCUGGCGACAUUGGCAACCGUCGAGACGUGCUGAAAUUAGAGGUGGAGGACCUGACAGCCGGACUCGCAAGCGGCCGGAUUCGUCCGGCGAACAUCAGUCAGCUGGCAACUCCAGGACAAGUCCAAGCUCCGGCUGUGACCACACUUGUUGCUGCUUAGAAUGCAGCACUGCUGUUGUAAAAUCUGGAGAUGUAUACAUCACCUUCACUACCAUGUAUUUUCCAAGAUCGUUGUCGAAACCUGCUAAAACUAUGCAAAGAGUGAACUUCCCAUUCGGCAAUAGCUGUAUCAAGAGUGUCGUGUCUACUACGAUUGUGUAUGGUUUGUCUAGUAUUGUAUGAAGAUUGAAGACUGCUGUGGCUUUACACGGAUUUGUACAAAGAUUUUCGCUCCUGUCUA
Lolium perenne is the source of this 1218-nucleotide messenger RNA. RefSeq names its product protein LEAD-SENSITIVE 1. NCBI's taxonomy places the organism in Eukaryota, Viridiplantae, Streptophyta, Magnoliopsida, Poales, Poaceae. The record is from RefSeq and is a predicted model, not a curated record.